AUGUUGCUCCUCACCAGUAUCCUGUUGACUCUGCUUUUGAUUAUAAUCGUUGCUUAUUUGUGGCAUAUUCGCAAAGCAUACGACUUUUUCAUCAAACUUAAUAUCCCUGGCCCGCCACCCACACUCUUCUUCGGCAACUUUCUCGAUAUCAUCAGAAGCAAACGAUUAUCGUUGAGUAUCCAUGAGUGGACAAAAAAGUAUGGUCGUAUAUAUGGUUAUUAUGAAGGACAUACACCGAUUCUUGUGGUUUCUGAUCCGGAUGUUUUGCAAGAUGUAUUCAUAAAAUCAUUUUCAAAUUUUCAUUCUCGCCGACUGUUUCCACUAGCAGACCCAACUGACAAAAGCGUAAACAUGAUUACUGCAAUGGGCUUACGUUGGAAACGUCAAAGAUUUAUAAUCAAUCCGACAUUUUCAUCAUCGAAACUGAAGCAAAUGACACCAUUAGUUCAUCGAAGUGUUCAUGUACUCACUCAAAAACUGUCCGAAGAAUGCAGGAAAGGCCAACCAUUCGAUAUAUCUACUUAUUUCAAACGUUUCACAAUGGAUACAAUUUGGUCGUGUGGCUUUGGAAUCGAUACAGAUAUGCAAAAUAAUACCGCAAAUCCUUAUUUAGUUUAUUCUCAACAGGUAUUUGGGGACAGAAUGCAGCUUCGUUUGUUUGCAGUAUUGACCAUAUUCAUCACUGAAUUGCGAGCUCUUUGGAGAACAUUACACAUGUCAAUAAGUCAUUCAAAACACUGGCUUCGUUACCACAUUCCACUGACACAGUACUUUAUUGAAGAAAAUCCAGCAACGUGGAUAAUAAGUCAGGCACGACGAAUGAUAAAAAAACAGCAAGAAAUCGGCCGAACGAGCCGCGUCGAUCUAUUGCAAUUAAUGCUGGAAUCUGCUUCUAACGAAGAAUGUAUUCGAGAUGGUUUAGCAAGCAAUGCUACCAACGAACAGCCAGAGAUUGAGCCUCCACUAGUCCGAAAAUUGACAACCCAUGAAAUUGCUUCCAACAUCUUCCUCUUCAUGAUUGCUGGCUAUGAAACUACCAGCACUGCACUCAGCUAUGUCUCCUAUGUUCUUGCUACUCAUCCACAUGAGCAACUCACCCUACAACACCACAUCGACACCUACUUCAAUCCAGAACACGAAGAUGAAAUGCCUUCGUACGACAUACUGUCACAAAUGAACUAUCUCGACAUGUUCAUUCGUGAGACCCUUCGAAUGUAUCCUAUCGCACCGAUAGUCAUCAAUCGUCAAAGUACAGAAGCCUUUGACCUCAAAGGAGUGGGUGUUGUUCCGGUAGGCACUCGUAUAGCCGUAGACAUCUACAAUCUCCAUUUCGAUGCUGAGUUGUGGGGACCAGUGGAUCCACACACAUUUUAUCCAGAGCGAUUUGAGACGAAGCGUCAUUCGAUGGCGUGGAUACCAUUUGGAGCAGGCCCACGAAACUGCGUCGGAAUGCGUUUUGCACUGAUGGAAAUGAAGAUGGUGCUUGUUCGUCUGCUAAAAACAUAUUCAGUGAUCGAUUGCGGUGAAAAAACACAUGGUUCAUUCGAGAACUUGAAAGAAAAUUUCGUCAUAGCUCCAAGAGACACUAUUGUUCGAUUACAGCGCAGAGAUGAAGUUCAUUUAUAA
Molecule: messenger RNA, 1626 nt
Organism: Adineta ricciae
Lineage: Eukaryota; Metazoa; Rotifera; Eurotatoria; Adinetida; Adinetidae
Source: the annotation of a GenBank genome assembly